Molecule: messenger RNA, 2409 nt
Organism: Malassezia globosa CBS 7966
Lineage: Eukaryota; Fungi; Basidiomycota; Malasseziomycetes; Malasseziales; Malasseziaceae
Exons: 2
Coding region: 1-2409 (802 amino acids)
Biological process (GO): ubiquitin-dependent protein catabolic process; protein polyubiquitination
Cellular component (GO): cytoplasm
Molecular function (GO): protein binding; ubiquitin protein ligase activity
Source: RefSeq, a predicted model, not a curated record
AUGGUCGUCUUCCGUGAUGUGUUCCGACUUCCCGACCCGUUUGCAAUUGUCACGGUAGAUGGAGAGCAAACACAUACAACGUCUGUCAUCAAAAAGACGCUCAACCCAUAUUGGAAUGACUCGUUUGAUGUUAAUGUAAACGAUGCAUCUGUCGUUGCCGUACAGAUCUUUGACCAGAAAAAGUUCAAAAAGCGCGAUCAGGGGUUCCUUGGUGUUAUUAACGUGCGGAUCGCUGAUGUCGUGGAUCUGGAACUUGGCGGCAAAGCGCUCUUGACGCGCGACUUGAAGAAGUCAAACGACAACCUGCCCAUUCAUGGCAAGCUGAUCAUCGAUAUCAACACAAAUGUCGCUGCUCCUCUAGCCCAUGGUUCUGGUGCAGCCUCUUCCUCACAUCUCACCGCGGGUGGACUCGCGCCAGUUGCCUCGUCUGCGUCUGUCUCCAGCGCGCCACACAGUGGUCGUGCACCGACCGUGGCUACUCAAGCAUCGCCAGCAGUGCCAAUGAGACCAGUUCCUCCUUCUGCCGCUGCCACUGCGCGUCCAGUCGCUCCAGGCAGCUCGACGCCAUCACUUGAGCCCGUUGUACCCACGAUUGUGCAAACAGAAGCCACCGCCCCCACCAUGGCCUCCCACACUGCGCCUGCCAUGUCGCCAUCGAAUUUGAACCAGUCGCGUGUUCCCGAUAGCCGCGCGGAUGACUUGGGCCCUCUUCCUCCUGGCUGGGAGCGCCGCACGGAUCAUCUCGGUCGAAUCUAUUACGUGGACCAUAACACUCGGUCUACGACGUGGACACGACCGUCGGGUGAUGUGAAUGCUCAGCGGGCAAAUGCAGAAAUGGAUCGCUCGCGUAUGUCCAGCACGAUUGUAGCGGACGAUUUCCUUGGUGUUGAGGGACAAAACUCAGGGGCUGCUGGUUCUUCGACGCCCGUCACCGCAGCGACGAACGAAACGUCCACUGGUGCUGGACCCUUGCCCAGUGGUUGGGAGCAACGGACUACGGCGGAGGGCCGCCCGUACUUUGUUGAUCAUAACACGCGCACAACCACAUGGGUUGAUCCACGCCGUCAACAAAUCUUGCGUAUCAUGGGCCCCAACGGCAACAACUUGAGCCUUCAGCCCCAGAGUGUAAGUCAACUGGGUCCACUCCCAAGUGGAUGGGAGAUGCGUCUCACUUCUACGGCCCGUGUGUACUUCGUCGACCACAACACAAAGACGACAACUUGGGAUGACCCACGGCUGCCCAGUUCCCUGGACCAGAACGUGCCGCAGUACAAGCGCGAUUUCCGCCGCAAGCUUAUCUAUUUCCGCUCGCAACCUGCGCUGCGUCCUAUUCCUGGUCAGUGUCAUGUCAAGGUUCGCCGCACGCAUAUCUUUGAAGACUCGUACGCGGAGAUUAUGCGCCAGCAGCCGAAUGACCUGAAAAAGCGCUUAAUGAUCAAGUUUGAGGGUGAAGAUGCCUUGGACUAUGGCGGUGUCUCCCGUGAAUUCUUUUUCUUGUUGUCUCACGAGAUGUUCAAUCCUUUCUACUGUUUGUUUGAAUACAGCGCACACGACAACUACACCCUUCAGAUUAAUCCACACUCUGGUAUCAACCCAGAGCACCUGAACUAUUUCAAAUUUAUUGGUCGCGUCUUGGGACUUGCCAUUUUUCACCGUCGUUUCCUUGAUGCACACUUUAUCGUCUCGUUCUACAAGAUGAUCUUGAAAAAGAAGAUCACGCUUGCUGAUAUGGAAAGUGUCGACGCUGAUUAUCACCGCUCACUGCAGUGGAUGCUCGACAACUCGAUCGAGGGUAUUAUGGAAGAGACGUUCAGCACAAUGGAAGACAAAUUCGGCGAAAUGGUCACAAUCGAGCUCAAGCCCGGUGGCGAGCAUAUCGAUGUGACCAACGAGAACAAGCGGGAAUAUGUGGAACGGAUGGUCGAAUGGCGUAUUGUAAAGCGAGUCGAAGAACAGUUCCGUGCAUUUAUUAGCGGCUUCUCCGAACUGAUCCCUCUGGAUCUAAUCAAUGUAUUUGAUGAACGUGAGCUGGAACUGCUUAUGGGCGGUAUGUCGGAAAUUGACGUCGACGACUGGAAGCGCUUCACCGACUAUCGUGGCUUCACUGAGCAAGAUGAUGUUGUACAAUGGUUCUGGCAGUGUGUGCAGCAGUGGCCAGCCGAGCAGCGCUCGCGUCUUCUGCAAUUUGCCACAGGCACAUCUCGUAUACCUGUCAAUGGCUUCAAGGAUCUCCAAGGUUCUGAUGGUCCUCGCCGCUUCACCAUUGAGAAAUCUGGCGAAAUUAACCAACUGCCCAAGUCGCAUACGUGCUUCAACAGGAUUGAUCUUCCACCAUACCCAUCCAAAGAAGUGCUGGAAAACAAGCUUGUGCUAGCCAUUGAGGAGGGAAUGCGCUUUGGCAAUGAGUAA